AACGUUCUCAGUUCUAGCUCUGAAUAAUCUCUACCUCCCUUGCUGCUUUUCAGACAACUCAGAGUGCCUCUAUAAGAGAAGUGAGAGAAAACCUGGAUCUCAGAACAUGGGGGGCAUUGUCACUGUGGAGUCCUAUUAUGAUGAAGAGAGUCUACUAUGCUUGACAGGUGUACAGUUCUAUCAUGUGGGACAAGCAUUCCAGAAGCAUCUCAGUGCGCUGACUGUUGCUGGAAAUGCUCAAAUGACUAAAUCUUACAUUCAACAUUGUGCUGUGUUGGAUUCUUUUGCUCAAGGAGUUAGCCUAUCAGGAAUAUCAGAUUUCAGGAUUGAAAAUAACACUUUUUGCAAUAUUAUGGGCCAUGGAAUUAAAAUAGGAGAGCGGCGAGGUCAAAAUAAUAAAAUACGUCAUAAUACAAUUAUUGGGCUAGUGGGCACUGAUGGCCUUUCCAAUACUGAAAUUCUAUCACCAGCUGGAAUAUAUAUCCAGGCUCCUGAUAAUUUGAUAGAGAGUAACACAGUGUGUGGUACUGGACAUGGUUACUUUUUUCACCUUCCCCGUUCAAGAUUAGGAGAACCAGUGAUGUCCUUCAGUAAUAAUGUAGCAUAUUCCUGCUCUAGGUAUGGACUCCUAAUACAUCCAGCAUAUCACCCUCAAAGGGGAAGCAAUACAGAACCUGUUAUAUUCCAAAAGUUUAGUGCCUGGAAGUGCAAAGGUGGAGUUAAGAUUGUUAGCACCAGCAACCUUCAGCUUUGGAACUUCCACAUCGCUUCCUGCAAAGAUUUUGGAAUCAACAUUGUGGAAAGUCUUGGAAACACUUCUGUUGCCCACAGUGUACUAAUUGGCCACUUCCAUAAAAAGCAGGAUGGAAGCUGUAUGUUGACAGGGCUGAAAACUCCUCAAAAGCGUGAACUGUUGAUAUCACAUACAACCUUUAUGAACUUUGACAGUCACAACUGCACUGCAAUUACUACCUGUUCUGGCUGUUACCAAGGUCAGGGUGGCUUUACUGUAAGAACAGAACAAGUGCUCUUCCUCAAUGCCCCAAACUGGAUAUCAUUUCCAUUCCCUCAUUGUGCCAUCCUCAAAGAUCUGGAUGGCUCCGUCACAGGACAACAGGGGAGUCAGCUUCUUCCUUCUUUGGAUAUACUUCCAGAUUCCUGUAGGACAAUUGCCAAUGCUAGUCAAGCUAUCAAUGCCAGUUGUUGUUUUGAAAAUGUUACUUUUCAUCGUAUGUCUAUUGGCCUAAAGUCCCCAAUCUUUCCUUCUAAUUUAACAGUAACUGAUAGUUGCAAUAAAGUGACCACUGUCAAUUAUGUGUCUGACACUUUAUCAAAUGCCAAUGGCUGGAUGAUUCUUCUUUUGGAUCAGCAAAUUUACACUUUGUCAUUCAGCAGUCCUCUGCUUCAAGGAAAUCUGCAGUAUAUAGCUACAUUUGAUAACUUCACUGCUGGCAAUUACUUAUUGUUGGAGCAUGAAGGAUUGCCCUCCCACGUUCAAGUUACAGUGCUCUGUGGAAAAAGGCAAGGGUCACUACUCCAGGCCUUUCCUUCCCAUAGAUAUCACAACGGUUGCGACUGGUUUUUCAACCAGAACACGAAAAAGUUAACUUAUUUAGUUACAGGAAAGGGCCUAAUCCAGGUGACAAUCAAAAUCGAAGACACAUUCCCUUUCCCAGAGGCAGAUCCAGUUCCCUCUUUUUCUCCUCCUAUUUUCAGAUGGUCCCUUGCUGAAUCUUGGAAUGAUGUGACAAAAGGCUGGGGUGGCUACAAUAAAACUAUACCAUCAGCUGAUGACGAUGUUAUCAUUUUACCAAACAGAACCAUCUUGGUAGAUAUGAAUCUUCCGCCCCUACGAGGUCUUUAUAUCCAAGGCACCCUGGAAUUCUCAUUAAAUACCAGCCAUGUUUUGAGUGCAGCCUGCAUUGUGAUUGCUGCUGGUGGUGUCCUGAAAGUGGGUACACCGGAGCAUCCAUUAGAAGAAAGGACAAAGGUACACAUUCUCCUUCGGGCGUCUGAGAGAGUAAAUUGUGAUCGAUUAAAAGGGUUGAACAUUGGUCCUGGAACCAUUGGUGUUUUUGGGAAGCUGCAGAUGCACAGUGCUUACACCAGAAAGUCAUGGACACAUCUUGGAAAUGAUGCUGCACCUGGGAAUGAAAGGAUUAUGGUGCGAGAUCAUUUGGACUGGCAUCAGGGUGACAGUAUUGUUGUCAGUUCCUCCUCUUAUGAACCCCAUCAAGCUGAAAUAAUCACUUUGGAAAGAGUUAACAAUCAUAGCAUUAGGAUCCAUGAGCGUCUUCUCCACAGACAUAUUGGGCAUUCCCAUCGUUUAGAAGAUGGUCGAUGGAUUCUCCUGGCUGCAGAAGUUGGGCUUCUGACAAGAAACAUUCAGAUUAAGUCUGACAUGGAUUGCACUGGAGGGCUUCUGGUGAGACCUUGGAGCUGUGCAAACCAAGAUGCAGGUGUGCUUCAACUUUCAAACGUUGAAAUUUUUAACUUUGGAUCUUCACAAUCUCCAUCAGUUGACAUCACAAAUUCAUCCCUCGAAUCUUUCAUAAUUUCCUCCAGUAUUCACCACAGCUGCGGAGUUGGUAUUCAAGCCACUGCAAGUAGUGGACUCUUUCUACGUGACAAUGUGAUAUUCAAUACCAUUGGGCACGGUAUACACUUAGAAGGCCAAAAUCAUACACUCAUCAGAAAUCUGGUUGUCUUAAGCAAACAGCCAUGGACAUCAAGGUUCUGGGUGGCUGGCAUUAAAACAAAUGCAGUAGAUGGUGUUUUACUACAUAAUAAUAGCGUGGCUGGUUCAGAACGGAUAGCUUUUCAUAUCAAAGGUCAAGCAUGUUUCUUAGCAGAGGAUCUUUGCAGUGACAAUGUAGCUCACUCAAGUCUUCAUGGGGUUCAUUUAUACAAAGGAGAUGGCUCUCCAAACUGCACCAGAAUCACAGGUUUUUUGUCUUACAAGAACUAUGACUAUGGGAUAAUGUUUCAUCUUGGAGGAAGUAUAGUAGUUGAGAAGGUGAUACUGGUAGACAACGUUGUGGGACUCUUGCCAGUACUUUAUGGACCACCUGCUAAGCUGCAGUGCCACCAGGAAAAACAGCACUUGAAUCUAAGAAACUCUGUCUUUGUGGCUACUAGCACUUCCUUUGAUUGCAUCAAGGACAGAAUCCAACCUCUUUCAGCUGAUUUGACAAUUGCAGAUCGAGCUCCGCGUAAUCCCUGGAGGGGUCGAGUUGGCAUGUUAUGGCCAUCUUUUACCUCUGAUUGUAAUUGGUGGCCUGAUACUCCAUGGCAUAAAAUAAGAAGCUAUUCAGUAGUUCCAGGAAUCAUAACUCUACAAGAUAUAACCUUUGAUGGCUUUAGGAAGAGCUGCUAUACUGAUGACCAAGACAUCUGCAUCAUGACAAAUCCAGGCCAUGGAGGCAUCUUGCAUCUAAUCACAUCAGAACAGACCAGAAUGCUCCAUAUCAGUGAACAAAACAUGUUCUAUUUUCAUCCACUGCGAACUAGAGAAAAUGAAUCAAUACCUGACUCCUGUGGUGAUGUGAUAUGUGGGAGCUCAAGGAAGGCUCUUUUCAAAGAUCUGGAUGGAAGUGCCCUAGGAUUGGAUUCACCUGUAUCAGUUUUCCCAAAAUCAUUGCUGGAUUGGGAACAGCCAUGUCAGGAUGCUGGCAUCUACAGGGAAGAAAGAAAAUGCAUUCUCGAACCUUUAUCCAAUAUUUAUUUCUGUCACGAAACUGACUAUGGAAUGGUGAUUUUGGAAAGUAUGGAUACAGAUUUAGAUCAUAGGAACUUCUCUCCACCUUUAUUGGUAACUAGUACUUUUGUGGACACCUUCAGUGAAGCCACAUCACUGGGAACUUGCUGUUCCAAAGAACUUUCUUUGGUUUUUUACUCUAUACUGCCAUCAAACAGGCUUUCAAAGAUUUGCUUUGCUGGACCAGUUCCUUGGUCAUUAAGACUCUACUUUAAUGGCGGUCACGGUAAUGUCAGCUUACUUUUAGCUAUCUUCUAUGAUGAACCAAGAAGCUUUCAUGUUUUUGUGAAAGAGAACUCUAUUCAACCAGUCUUGUUUUUUUCCAGACUUUUUUGGGAAAAUGCCACAACAGGAACCUUUUACUUCAGUUUUCAGGAGAACCUUCUGUAUGUUUCUGUUCCCUGGGAUGAACCUGUAGAAAUACAUACAAACAGUGCUCUUCAUACUGCUUUCACCAUAGCAGAGAACACUGGAGAAAAAGCUCAGGCAAUGCUUCUUCAACAGUUGGCUAAUUUUUUACAAAUUGGGCAGGAUGAAAUUAGGACAGUCUCCAACACUUCAGGAAAUGAGGACACAUUAAGGAUUAUUGCAGACAAUAGCACGAAGAGGAAAUAUCAGUGCCCUCCGAAGAGUUCAUGCGUAUUCACCAGUGAACAGAAAACCCAGGGGAGUUUGCAUCCAUCCCAUGUAAUACUUGGCUUGAGAGUGCUGAUCCUCGAAAUCAGUGAUCCAUUACACUUCUUAAAAUAUAAGCUUGCUUCUUCAUUUCCAAGUGUCAGAUUAAAGAGUUUGGCCAGUAGGCUUAUUGAUGCCCAACAAACUGGGACACUUCAGCAUGUUCUCAGAUUGCCAGUUGAUACUCUAGUGGUGAUGGUUUCCUCCACUUCAGUUACAGCAAAAGAAAAUUCUAGAAAUGGAAGUAGCCCAACUUCAGAGAGUUGCCUCUAUGUCCGUCCUUACAGCAUCUCUGUCUGGAUUCAACCCUCUAAUGGAGUCGUGGAAAGACCACUGCUGAGGCAACCAAAAAUUAUUUUUCUGGACAAACAGGGGCGGAGAAUUGUGUCUUUAGGUUUCCCCUCGAAACCAUGGCUUGUGACAGCUUAUCUCAAAAACAAUCCAGAAAUUUUGUUGAAAGGUAACACAAGAGUAGAGGUCCAAGAUGGACAGGCUAGCUUUCAGAAUUUGAUUGUAUCCAGCUCUUGCUCAGACUGCCGCCUCAUUUUCAAAGUUACUUCUCCUCCAGGUGCUGUCUUAUCUGUUGAAUCAGAUUCUUUUACUGUUUCCCCCAUUGCCGUGUCAGAAAAAUCCGCCAUCAUCUUUACUGCUCUCCUGUGUUCAAUAGCCUCCAUGCUUGUUUUGGGAUUUGUGGUUAUUUGUUGGCUUAAGAAAAGCAAGAACAACAAAAGCAUGCUCAAACAAACUCUGAAGAAUAAAAAAUGUCAAACACAGGAAAAUCAAGCAAAUUUUAGUAUCCAUCAGUACUGCGUUGGGAAAGAAAAUGAACAUUCCACUUCUGUGAGAGAAGAUCUAAAACUGUGUGGAGAACUUACACAUAUUGAAGAGCCAUUAAAGAAGUCACAUCAAGAAACAUUGAACAGCGUAUCAGCAGGAGCAGCAAAUGAAAUCAAACAAGGUCAUUGUCUCAAUAAAAGGAAAUCAACCAGGGAUUCUCUGGAGCUUCAGGAACUUGGCAUCAAGGAGUUUAAUGAAUGGAAAAAGACCAAACAGCAUAUCUUUGACUAUGUUCAGUACAAAGAAACGAAAGGAGAACAAUUCGUAGAUCAAAAGUAUAAAAGACACACAGAGAUGCCUAUGACAAGGUCCGAAGAAAAUAUGAGGGGAAAACAGGAAGUUACAGUAUCAUAAUAUCCAAAUGUUCCUGAGGAUUUGGCUGCUUUUGGAAUUUCUCAUUGUUAAUGCAAUUAUAUAUUUUGAGACAUAGAAAGUGGAGACAACUUGCUUAAUUUUUAGAGUAAAAUUAAUGAAGGCCAAUAAACCAUGAACAAGCAAUAUUCCUAUGAAUUGCUUCUAGCACAAGUCACUGAAGAUGGCUGCAGUACUGAUUUUGCUAUCUCGUGAUCAUUGUCAUUCUUCUUAUUGGUUCUUGCCAUAUUGCUAUGCAGAUAGGAGAUGUAAAGUGGUAAACAAACUACUGUUUUUGUUUACUUGCUUACCUGCCUAUUUAGU
Python bivittatus (Burmese python) is the source of this 5944-nucleotide messenger RNA. Lineage: Eukaryota; Metazoa; Chordata; Lepidosauria; Squamata; Pythonidae. The record is from RefSeq and is a predicted model, not a curated record.